Pelmatolapia mariae (spotted tilapia) is the source of this 1303-nucleotide messenger RNA. It is a transcript of the gene pvalb6, whose product is annotated as parvalbumin 6. Gene Ontology annotation, molecular function: calcium ion binding. NCBI's taxonomy places the organism in Eukaryota, Metazoa, Chordata, Actinopteri, Cichliformes, Cichlidae. The transcript has 5 exons. Gene Ontology annotation, cellular component: cytoplasm. The record is from RefSeq and is a predicted model, not a curated record. Bases 262 to 591 code for a protein of 109 amino acids.
CUCCAGCUAGCUAGGAGAAUCCUGCUCCUCCACUUGGAUCGCUUCAGCCCGCCCCUCUAGUCCACUUUUUCCCUUCUCUCACUCUCUCUCUUUAUACCUCUCACUCCCUCUCCUGUCUUGUCUCUCUUUCUCUCUCUUCCUCUCUGUCUGUCCUCCACUUCUUUUUUAUCUACCAGAAGCUCACAGAGGCUCGCUGCUCUAUCUUCAACCACUGAAGAUUCAGAAGCACUCCGGACGGAAGAUCCUGUCACAGAAGCCGAGAUGGCAAUGAGCAGCAUCCUCAACACCGAUGACAUCAAGAAAGCUCUAGAUGCAUUUGCAGUUGCUGACUCUUUUGACCAUAAGAAGUUUUUUGAGAUGGUGGGUCUGAAGUCCAAGUCUGCCGACGAUGUGAAGAAGGUCUUCACAGUGCUGGACGCGGACAACAGCGGCUUCAUAGAAGAGGAAGAACUCAAAUUCGUCCUGAAGGGCUUUGCCAAAGAUGGCAGGGACCUGACAGACAAAGAAACCAAAGCAUUUUUAAAAGCAGCCGACAAGGAUGGAGACGGCAAGAUUGGAGUCGAUGAAUUUGCUGCCCUUGUGAAAGAAUAAUUCUUCUGCUCCCACUGCAAUGAAGGAUCACGUCGCAACCAACACCACAUCCUGGCAAUCCCCCCACCUCCCCCUCCUCCUCCACCUCCGCCAGCACCUACACCUCUCCUUCCCACCAGGCUGAAGCCGAUCCCCACGCCGAUCACUCCUCUCCUCAACACCUCCCAUCUGCAGUUUUCACGAAACACAAUGCUGCACUGAAGUAGGCUGUGCUGUGCAACCUCCUCACGUCCCAAGUUUCCCCUUUAGCCGUAUUCACCCUAUUUAUUUAAUCCUUUUUAUACAAACUGUUCUUGUUUCUGUUUAUGUAUAGAUUAAAAAACAUGCCUGCAGGAGUUAAACUUAUAUUGUAAAGCAUAAAGUAGAUAUAUAAAGAUAACAGAGAUUAUAAAAGAAAGACCCUCAUUUCCUUCUCUACUUCUGACUUUGCAUCCUUUCCUAGCUUUCAAUUUCCCUGAACCAGUUCUUCCUCUCUCUUCCCUUCUUUGUUUUUCUUUUUUUCUCUUCUUCUCUCUACUCAUGUCUGGCUCAGUGCCCCUUACUGCAUUCGCUCCCCUCUGUCCUCUCCCACAUCAUCAACCUAUCUAUCUAGCUAUCUAUCUAGCCAUCCAUCCAUCCCUUUCUCCUCUGGUAAUGAGCUGUUGUAAAACACACCAAAAGAAGAAAGAAGUCAAGCUGUGAAAGAAUAAAAUAAAGUGGAAAAAAGAAAAGC